AUGGGGGCACAAGGAUUACCUCCACAGGGUGUUUCAUGCUUUGGGUGGCAGACAAGUUGGGAUUAUUGGCUAGGUAGCAUUGGCUCAAAAGUAGCAAAAAGACUCAAGGGCUUCGGCGGCUUUAUAUCAUACAACUCAAGGACGAAGAAACCAUCAGUUUCAUAUACAUUCUAUCCAAAUGUCUUUGAACUUGCAUCUCACUGUAAUACCCUUAUCAUCUGCUGCUCGUUAAUUGAAGACACCUACCACAUGAUCAACAACUACGUCAUGAAGGCACUGGGAAAGGAUGGAAUUAUCAUUAAUAUUGGGCGCGGGGCGAUUAUUGACGAGAAGGAAUUGGUGAGAUGUUUGGUGGAAGGAAAAAUUUUUGGAGUUGGCUUGGAUGUGUUUGAGAAUGAACCUAAUGUUCCCAAAGAGCUAUUUGCAUUGGAUCAUGUUGUGAUGUUGCCUCAUAGGGCUGCCUUUACAGAGGAAUCCUUCUAUGAUGCAUAG
Messenger RNA from Ilex paraguariensis (yerba mate), 492 nucleotides. Lineage: Eukaryota; Viridiplantae; Streptophyta; Magnoliopsida; Aquifoliales; Aquifoliaceae. The record is from the annotation of a GenBank genome assembly.